Schistosoma rodhaini is the source of this 2762-nucleotide messenger RNA. NCBI's taxonomy places the organism in Eukaryota, Metazoa, Platyhelminthes, Trematoda, Strigeidida, Schistosomatidae. The record is from the annotation of a GenBank genome assembly.
GCGGGUUGGAUGAAUUUGACCUUGUUUGGAGGACAAACUACGGUUGAGUGAUGAAAUAAGGUUUUCCUUUGGAAGUUUAGUAGAUGGUUGUUAUUGACAAUAUAUAAGCCAACCAGAAGACUUUUUGGGUUAUUUAAUUAUUUGUAUCACAUGAGGGUCAUCUGCAAAUCAUAAGCUAACUAAAAUACAAUAGAAAAGUUGUCGAACGUGAAUGAUGAACUAUUGUAUGUGAAUUUUCAUGAUUUUCAUUACGAAAUGACAUCAUCCAUAGUGUAACAACUCCUUUUUCUUUUAUGGGAGGAUCAGAUUAGCCCUCGAAUGUGAUUGGUUCUUGUAUAUGCUUGAAUUCUGCCAACAUUUUUUCUGGGAUACGGAGUCAGACAAUAGUAGUUUACUGUUGUCACUGAUACACUUAAGAUGUACUUCUCAUGCACUUGCAAAUCACUAAGCUGCUCUAAAGUCACAAGACAUGUCAAAAUAGGGUUAAUAGUGUUUGGAAAUUAGUUUAGGGCUUUCAUCACGAUGAUACAUGUUUAAAAAAAUCGUCAGGGAGACUGUAAUUGAUGGUCUGGAAAAUUAGAUCUGAAAUUGCGAUUCCUGGAUUUCGGUGCAGAAGUCACUAAUCGAUAUAACGAGACUACAUUUUGGAACCAUAGCUGAGGUCAGGUUGUGACGAAAACCCUAAUUUUAAUUCAUAAUCCCGACUUGAAACUCUAACGUCUAGUCUCGACUCCUCACUUGAUUUUUAUAACCGUAUUUAGACUAAUAAGUGGUCAGAGUUCCACAAAGACAGAAGAAGUGGAGUACUUAAUUUCAUAAGACUUUUAAGAUCGUACUUAAUUUAUGUUUUAAAAAAAUUCUGUUUUUACUGUUGAUAUGGCUGUCUGCUAUGACUGAAAUAACCGCUAUUUAUUUCGACAGAACAUGUCAGCGCAAGAAAACAAUCAAAGCCGUAGGCGAAGAUUUAUUUAUUCAUGUACCACUGGUUAAUACCAUAAUGAAAAUAAUGAUGAAAAAUGUAUGCGAAUUUUUAAAAGUUCAGUCAUUAGAUAAACUUAAAUAUGUUCAGUUGGCAGUAGUUUGCAUACCGUUAUACUCAAAUCCUUAUGUUCUUCCAUUUUUUACCUGGUCUUCUUAUUUCUUUCGAAUGACCACCUGUAUAAAAGUUAGAUAAUCAGUUUGACUUCUUUAAAAGUUUGGUUUUCAACCUGUUUUUUGUUCUGAUUUUCAGUUAUCCGAUGCCAACUAAACAAUAUAUCUGUUCACAGCCUUUCUACCGUUAAAUCUCAUCCAUUGUAAUUACCAGGCGUUAAAAUGUCAAAUGGAAACCUACACAGUGAUUUAUUCCUGCAUUAUUAUAAAGCGUGGGGUGGAGUUGAAGUCUAUGAGUCAGAAAACUUAGGGAUACCAGAUUUCUUUCAACGUGUACCACAAGAUAAUGAGAUUUUACCUGCGAAAUUACGGGAGGACGCUAGGUCCGCUUUGUUGGAGAGAAAGAGUUUGAGAUUGUUGUCUAAUGUUGAACUUCAAGAGUUUUGGUAUCUUUUGGAACGCUAUCACUCACCUCCUACAGUUAAUGGUGAAAAAUUCAUGGAUUAUGAGAAUUUUCGCAAAGCAUCUAAUGAAGCAUCUCCCAAGGCAAAGCAAUAUUUCACAGCUGCUACAUUUGUAAAAUUACUUCGUGAAGACGAAGUUUUGUCACGUAUUAAUAUCUUAACAUUUUUCAAUUAUGUCAUGAAGAAAGUAUGGUUGCAACAAACCCAUGUUGGGAUAUCUCUUUACGAUGUGUGCGGUGAAGGUUAUUUGCGAGAGACAGAUCUGGAAAACUAUAUGUUGGAACUUAUCCCUACUUUGUGUCAGCUAUCAGAGUUGGAGCCAACGUUCCAAACAUUCUAUGUAUGCACGGCUGUACGAAAGUUCUUCUUUUUCCUUGAUCCCUUACGUUCUGGUCGUGUGCGUAUCACCGACAUUUUAGCUAGUGGAUUUCUAGACUCUAUGCUUGAAUUACGUGAAGUAUCUACAUCAGAGGCACAAUUAGCCGCUAAUUGGUUUAGUCAUCAAUCAGCUGUACGUGUUUAUGGUAGCUAUUUGCUCUUAGAUGAAGAUCGAAAUGGCUUAUUGACACGCAGUGAAUUAUCACGAUUUGGAAAUGGUACAUUGACCGACGUAUUUCUCGAUCGUGUAUUUCAAGAAUGUCUAACUUAUGAAGGUGAAAUGGACUACAAAACUUAUUUAGACCUGGUUUUGGCUAUGGAAAAUAAACAUGAGCCGCAAGCAAUUGCUUAUCUUUUUCGUAUUCUUGAUGUUGGUGGUCAAGGUAAACUGACUUCACUAACAUUGCGGUAUUUCUACGACGGAAUAGAAGACAAACUACGUGCGUCAGAUAAUGAUACACCAAGUUUUGACAAUGUAUUAAAUGAAAUCUUUGAUAUGGUACGACCAGCGAAUCCCCAUUACAUCACUUUAGAUGACCUUAUCAAUUGUGGUAAGGGUGACACAGUAAUAAACAUAUUAAUCGAUCUCCAAGGUUUUUGGGCCCAUGAGAAUCGUGAAGCUUUUACUUCCGAAAUACCAGAUGAAGCCGAAUUAUAAAUCGGAUUUUCAUUAUUCACUGAUAUCCAACAUUGCAAUCAGUGUUAAUUUGCUCAAUGCAUUGUUACUGAAAAAAACAUAAAUGAACUUAUAUACUUAUUGGACAAUUGAACACUUCUAAACUUUCGUAAUGUGUCUAUACUUAAAAAUAUACAGGACUUUUGCGAAGU